GUUCUAGUACUAUGUAAUUGCUACGGGCUCACUGCGGAGGACUCCAUGUGGCCCUAGGGGGGAAAUACAUCAUGAUUAUGGCUACAAUAUCCUUUCACUCCUUCCCCUAACAGCUCUGCCACUGAAUCAUGGCGUCACCAUCUGAGGAGAAAAGAAGGACCCAUGUCAUCACUAUAGAUCCAGAUGAAACUGUCUUGACUGCCUUUCCCUACAGACCUCAUAACUCUCUGCUGGAUUUCCUGAAGGGGGAGCCAAAAGUUUUGGGGGCUAUCCAGAUUCUUCUUUCUCUGAUCAUUGUGGGCCUUGGGAUUAUAUUAGCAUUUAAUUUCAUCUUUUUCUCCAAAAAAUUUCCUCUCGUGAUCCUCACAGGAUAUCCAUUCUGGGGAGCAUUUAUUUUUUUCCUGACAGGAUUCAUCUCAGUGUUCGAUGAUAAAUCAAAACAAAUUCUGGGACAAGGAAUCAUGACCAUGAAUAUCUUCAGCUCACUGGUUGCGUUAGCUGGGAUGGCCUUGAUCUUCAUCAGCUUCACACAGCAGCACAAAUUCUGUCAGGCGCCCUCCCUCGAAGGAACGUGUGUUGUAGGCAGAACACUUCUCCUUGGAAUUCUGUCAGUCUUAUUAAUCAUCACCAUAGCAGAGUUCAGCAUCUCUGUGACUAUUGCAUCCUUAAGAAGCAAGUGCUGGACCAGUUCAAGAGAGGCUGUAUUCUUUUUUCCUUCAGAAGUUCCUCAAAAUACUGAACAGCCUGUGCCAGAAGAAAAUAAUCAAUUACAAUUUGAGUUUCAAGGAAAAUCUCCCAGUGGUAAUACAGCUUCAAACAUAAAAACCAUUUUCUUAGGGGGUUAUGCUUUCUUCAAGUUAAGAGUCUCAAGAAAUCCUUCAGCUCCCACAGCUCCCAAAAAUAUCCCACAGAAAAGUGAUAAGGGUACAUCUUCUAUGCGUGUUCCAGAUGAACAAGAGACUAUUACUCAACUCCCACAAGAAGAAAAUACUAAAAUGAAUGCUUUACCUCCCCCAUUAACACCAAAGUCUUCAGAAAAUAUUCCUUCUCCAAAAGAGUCUAGAAGCAAUAACCUGAAAGAUGAGGACCUAGAAGCUGUUACACCUCAAACCUCUGAUCUGCAACCCAAAUUGCUUGACAACCAAAAUGUGUCACUUGCAACUCUUAAAACUCCAUCCUCACAUGAUUUCCUCCCUUUGUUACCUGACACUUUAUCAUCCCAAACAUUAAUGGCAGGUCUGUCAACACAAGUUUUACGCUCUAAACCCCCAUCAUCCCGUUUUUCUUAUGAUCUGACAUCUGAAGACUUGCCUUUUGAAGACAUGCCAUCUCAAGACAUACAAUUCCAAGAUACGCUAACUCAAGACCUACCAUUCCAAGAGACUCUAUCCCUAGGGACUCCAUACCAAGAGCUGUCAUUCCAAGAUAUACUAACUAAAGACAUGUCAUUCCAAGAUACUUCAUCCCAAAAGACUCCAUCCCAAGGAACCCCAUACCAAGAUAUCCUAUCCCAAAAGACUCCAUCUGAAGCAUACCAAGAUAUCCUAUCCCAAAAGCCAUACCAAGAUAGCCUAUCCCAAAAGACUCCAUCCGAAGCAUACCAAGAUAUCCCAUCCCAAAAGACUCCAUCCCAAGCAACCCCAAACCAAGAUAUCCCAUCCCAAAAGACUCCAUCCCAAGAAACUCCAUACCAAGAUAUUCUAUCUCAAAAGACCUCAUCUCAAGAAACUCCAUACCAAGAUACACUAACUCUAGACAUACCAUCCCAAGACACUCAAGCUGUAGAGACUCCAUCACAAGAGAUUCCCUCUCAAGAUACUACAUCCCAGGAUAUGAAAUACCAAGAUCUACUGUCUCAAGACAAACUAUCCCAGAGCACACAAACCCAGGAUUCAGCACCCCAUGACAUGUCAUUCUCAGAUCUUCAAGUAUCAAACACUCAAGUUCAAAGCCAGCCAUAUCCAGAAAUAAUUUAUAGGGACAUUCGAACAGAAGUAAUGGAGUUGACUCAAGAAUGGAAGUCUGAUACAGGCAAGAAAACCCCAAGAAGACUUUCCUUAUCCUUGAAAGGCACACAUGAAAAAGUCUAUCCCAAGAGACAUUCCCUGGAUCUGCAAAUCAAAGGUGACAAACCCCCAAGGAGACAUUCUGUAGACUUACAAAGGAAAACUUCAAGACGGAAAUCCAUAGAUCAGCAAAUCAAAGCCUGGCUAUCCCCAAAGAAGCACACCUCAGAGAAACAAGAUGCAUGUACUCAAACCUCAGAGCAAUUCCUAGAGCAAGCUGGUCAGCAGCAGGCAGAUGAGGAGGAGGUCCCAGUACAAGAAUCCCAAGAUCAGCAAAGCAAAGACCAAAAAUCUGUAGAGGAACUAUACCCAGAAGAACAGCUUAGUAACAAAGAGGAAGAAGAUCAGGAGUCUAAUAAAGAGCAACCUCCAGAAGAACAAGCUCAAGUUCAACAAGCUGAAGACCAGCAGCCCCAAGAGCAGAAAGCCCCAAAGAGCCAGUCCUCAAACUGGCAACAAAGACAACAAGUGCUAGUAAGGAGAGUCCCAAUGCAGUCGUGUGAGGACUGGGACUCCCAAAGCUUUCAGUUCACAGAAAAGUCAUGUUCAUACUGGUCAACUUCAUCCUGGCAGCCUGCUAGCCUGGGAUCCCAAGACUGGAGAAGUCAAGGCUGGAGAAACAAAGAUUGGAAAGCACAAGAAUGGCAGUUCGAAAUACAUCCUUCCCUAGACUGGGAAUCCCAAGAGCUAUUAGAGAGAGAAUCCUUAAGGCAAAGGGCACUAUACCAAGAAAUCCAACCCCGCAGCACCAUAGUCCGAUACACCCAAGAUCAUCAAUUGCGUAACUUUAUAUUUCAAGUAGGUCUGUGUCAAGGUAACGACCAACAAGACUCUGAAGCUAGUGUUGUAAGAGGAGAUACGUAUGCAGAUGAUGUACAAACAAGAGACAGAGAACCUGGAGACACAGAAGAUACAUGCCAGAAACCAAAAGAUGAGCAGUCAGAAGACAUGAGGCCAGAUAAUUAUCCUGCUUCUUGUCAGAGCCUGGUUCCAUACACAUAUGUAACCUGUUUAUCCAAUAUAGCUUCAGAGCAAGAGGUGCAGAACAGUACAUCACCCCGUUCAAAUUCAUCCAAAGAUCUGAAUGCUACUUCUUCCUCAUGUUGUCAGAGAGAUCAACCUCAAUCUGAAGAUUCAGACUAACAUGCAUAUCUAACCAAAAACCACAGAUCCCAGAUAAUGGAGCCAGAUGAGGAUGAAGUGGUUGAUUUCCCCCUAACCUGUCUUCUCACCUGUGCUUGCUGUCUAAUUCACUCACCAGAGUAAAGGGCAUGCAGGACCUACAAAGAACUCAUUCCUUUUAAAAGCAAAAUGACAACAAGCCAAAUGUUAAGACUAUAUCAAAACCUUCUGGGAGUGAAGAAAUAAAUGUCAUCUAAGCUGUAAAA
Molecule: messenger RNA, 3454 nt
Organism: Peromyscus maniculatus bairdii (prairie deer mouse)
Lineage: Eukaryota; Metazoa; Chordata; Mammalia; Rodentia; Cricetidae
Gene: Ms4a14
Product: membrane spanning 4-domains A14
Biological process (GO): cell surface receptor signaling pathway
Cellular component (GO): plasma membrane
Source: RefSeq, a predicted model, not a curated record